AUGGAUGCUGUCACGAACUCUAACAGCGACAAUCUCGACAUUUCGUCCAUUCCGCUGGUACAGACAGAUUUGCGUGAUUCUCACCCCCUCCAGUGGCACUCGGAUCCCACUAUUCGAGAGAUUGCUCAAGAAAUUGCUGUUACACGAGAAGAGCUCUAUGCGCCGGCGAUUCCAGGUCAGGAAAUUGGGCCAAUGUGGCCUGAGAAUGUGACGAUGGCCAACUUUUUGGACUUUCAGCUGGUUCCUUCUCUGGUCUAUCAAUUGCAGUAUCCUCGUCUGAACUGGAUCAUCCCAGUCACCGAGGAGAAGGAUUCUUCGCUAAUCUCUGUGUUCCUGCGACUUGCGGCCCCUAUGAUGUCUUGUGUA
This is a messenger RNA of Malassezia sympodialis ATCC 42132, 366 nucleotides long. NCBI's taxonomy places the organism in Eukaryota, Fungi, Basidiomycota, Malasseziomycetes, Malasseziales, Malasseziaceae. The record is from the annotation of a RefSeq genome assembly.